AACAAAUCUGUCCAAAAUAAGAUAUUAAUAUUUAUAUGAAUUGAACAUUUCAAACAUCUUGGUAUAAGAACAUGAAAAGAAUCUAGUGAAUAUAUUAUUUAUAUAUUUUUGGAAAUUUGAUUCACAAAGAGAAAGGGAUGGCUUUAGAAGAGGGGAUUUCAGAAGAACAACUGAAAGAAAUGAUGGACGCCUUUAAACUCUUUGAUAUGAAUGGUGACGGGCACAUUUCCAAGGCGGAACUAGGCAAGGUGCUGCAGGCUCUUGGGCAAGACCCAAGCCAAAAAGAGGUGGAUGAGAUCAUGGCCAAGGCAGAUAAAAACGGGAGCAGUUUUUUGGAAUACGACGAAUACGUCGAGUUAUUGAAGGGACACCUUAAAGACCCAGCAAUCGUAGAAAUCGAGUUGAGAGAAGCAUUCCGAAUAUUUGACAAGGACCGAAAUAAUUCACUCAACGUCCAAGAGUUAGUAAAAGCUCUAUGUUUUCUCGGAGAGCCACUGACACAGAAAGAAGCUAAAGAGAUGUGUGAUUUGAUGGAUGUCAACAAAGACAAGAAAGUUGAUGUGGACGAGUUCGUCAAAUUCCUCUGUAAGCGGAUAUAAGGCAGUAAACGAUGUGUGUAACGUGAUGUUGUAACAUUGAAAGACCCAUUCAAAUGUCUUUUAUUUACCGACGCAUUCAAAUGUCUUUUAUUUAUCAUAUUUAUAUAUCCAUUGCGUUUGUUUACUUUGUUUAUCUAAAAUUUGCGAUAUUUUUAAAACUCUGUUUACUGACAUUUCUGCAUUUUUUAUUCAAUAAAAUAUGCUACUACUGAGAAAAAAACCCCCAUAACAAUUCUGUCAAUGUGUCAUUUUCAAAAUUUCUCUUUAAAGGUAUUAGCGAAAGAGAUAUGAACAGAACAGAACAGAUUUUUAUUCACGUAAACUUCAUAUUUUCUUGUGACAUAUAAGUACAUUUAAACAAACCAAA
This is a messenger RNA of Mya arenaria, 966 nucleotides long. Its product is annotated as calmodulin, striated muscle-like. NCBI's taxonomy places the organism in Eukaryota, Metazoa, Mollusca, Bivalvia, Myida, Myidae. Gene Ontology annotation, molecular function: calcium ion binding. The transcript is spliced from 6 exons. The coding region runs from base 138 to 599 and encodes 153 amino acids. The record is from RefSeq and is a predicted model, not a curated record.